Molecule: messenger RNA, 4959 nt
Organism: Polistes dominula (European paper wasp)
Lineage: Eukaryota; Metazoa; Arthropoda; Insecta; Hymenoptera; Vespidae
Product: serine/threonine-protein phosphatase 4 regulatory subunit 4
Cellular component (GO): cytosol; protein serine/threonine phosphatase complex
Molecular function (GO): protein binding; protein phosphatase regulator activity
Source: RefSeq, a predicted model, not a curated record
UUAUCUGGUGGGAAAAAAAAAGUAAUCGAUAAAAUUAGAAGGAAAAGUUUAAUUGGUAGUAGUCGUUAUCUCUUAUUACGUAAGUUCUCUCCCACUUAUUGUUAGAAGAAAAAGGAGGUGAAUGAGGUGGUGGGGGAGGAGGGAGAGAAGGAAGAAUCUGUCACACCAUUCUAUCUACAGAUAAUUAUUUACGCGGAUGACUUCGAUAAGAUUCGGUUACAUUCGAUUACACUCGGUUACAAUCGGUUGCAUUCGAGUUUCCUCGCGAGUCGGCGCGACAGAAGUGUCCGAUGCAACGAAAGAGGAGGUAGUGCGGCUCAUCACGGCCGAAUACUGCACAGUGCUGUUUAUAUUAUUACGAACGUUCAAAUUAUUAGUUGUUUUUAUUUUCGUUCAUUAGUUUGCUUUAAUUCGUUUCGUUUGUUUGAUCGAUUCAUAUCCAUUAUUUUUCACUUUGAUUUACGAAAAACGCAUACCGUCAUGAAAGACGUAUGUACAAUAAUCUCAUGGUCACAUAUCAGCAACAACGAACAAUGCUUUUACGUUUCUUGUGACAUCGAUGAAUAAUAAAGUUAACUUUUAAAAAUGUGGCAGGACGAAGAUGAAUCUCCGACGAGCGAGAGCACGUCCGAUCCGAAAGGAGAGGAAAUCCAAAAGCUUAGCGUUAUACAAAGUUUACCAAAUCUUCUAGCUACAGACGCACAGUCAUGUAUGUCACGAGUAGUUCCCAAAAUGCAGCAGGCUCUUGCUACUGCUUGUACAGAAUUUCAUAUUGCUGCUUCAUCAACAUUCAAAACUAUAUUAGAACAGAAUCUUGUCAGCCACAGUAUCUUUAGUCAGACAUUCCUACAAACUAUAAUAAAUUCGCUUGAAAGUCGUGAUCCAGUGAUCUAUCAUGCAUGGCUGGAGACCUUACUGGAUGUGAUAGAAUUACUGCCAAUAGAUGUCAUAAGAACACAGAUUCUUCCAAUGGCUGUAAGUAAAGGGCAAUUAUCACAACCAAUUUAUUCCAGAAUGAUGUGCAGCAGGCUGUUAGGAAAAAUUUGUACACGAUUUAAUGCCGAUAUGAUACAAAAAGAAGUUCUACCAACAGUACAGUCCCUUUGUCAAGAUGUGAAUAGUGAAGUACGAGCUAGUAUUUGCUUGCAGCUACGUUUUGUUGCCGAGGGUCUUGGUGCUGAGUCUUUAAAACCUGCCCUGCUACCAUCUCUUGUAGAAUUAGCAAGGGAUGAGGAAAGCAAUGUACGGUACGCAUCUGUGCAGACAAUAGUAUACCUGUUACCUCAUUUUCAAGAAGAUACAAUCAAAACCAUCAUAGAUCCACUUAUCAAAAAGUUGUGUGAAAAUGCUGUUAAAUCGGAUGAUAAUGUGAUUUGUAUUAUUGCUCAGGAAUUUGGGAAACUUGUUCUUGGUUUAGAAAAGUACCUAUCACCUGCAGACAAGACAUGGUUCUUGAAGUAUUUUCAACAGCUUGCACAAAUGGGUAUACCAUCUGUGAAAAAACAAACUAAACCAGAUCUUCCUAUACUCGAGAGUAAUUCUGUCGAUUAUGAAAAAUGCUUGGAAUGCCGACGAUGUUCCGCGUUUAAUCUUCCUGCUAUGUUCAUCUUUAUAUCACCUUCUGUUGAGGACACAGACUCCUUACUUUCCACUUUUAGUGCUUUAACCAAUGAUUCUUAUUAUAUAAUUAGAAGAACAGUCGCGAGUGGAAUUCAUGAGGUAGCAAAAAUAUUAGGAAUGAAAAAUGGCAAGAUCAAAGGUGAUUUCAUUAAAUUGUUAAAAGACGAUCCAGAGGAGGUACUACAAAAAUUAGUUCCAAACAUAUCAUCAACGCUUGAAUGUUUAGUUCAAAGUAAAACCAUUGGACCAGAUAGAGUGGAUUCUAAUUUGAUGGAAGUACUGAAAGCUUUGUUAAUAUGUGAAGCAGAAAUUGCAUCUACACAUAAUUGGAGACUGGCUUCUACUAUGCAUGCACAACUUGAAAUAUUACCUAAAUGUUUUCCCAGUGACAUUAUAUAUUCUUAUUUUGUACCAUUGAUUUCAUUCAGAAUCUUAAAUGCAAGACCAUUACCAGUGCGUCUUGCUGCUGGAAGAUUGCUUCUUGUCUUUCUACGGUAUAAUAAUAAGUUUAUGCAAAAGGCAGAAUUUAGGAACAAAAUCUAUGUCGAACUAGCUAGUAAUCCCGAUUGUUAUGUGAGAAUGAUAUUCGUCCGUAUGAUGGUCGAAGCAUUAUUUUAUAUAUUUCCUUCAGCUUAUUUUAAAGAGCAUUUUUUUACUGUUUUAUUAAAUCUUGCCGAGGAUCCUGUGGCUAACAUCAGAUUAAAAGUAGUAUCUUUAUUACCCUUUUUAAAGAGUCAACUUGUGAUACCUACGGAUAAAAAAUUAUUAACAGCAUUAGAAGCAACAGUCAGACAUUUACUGAACAGUGAAAAGGAUAAAGAUGUAGUAGAUAUGUUAACGAACGUUGUUCAGAAGUUAGAACAAACGGAGGUCAAAUAUGAGAGGCAGAGUGGUAUUAGUAAAAUGACUAAACAAGAUGUAGAAGAUGGUAGAAAAUUUGACGAAGAAAAAAGAUUAUUAUAUACGGGAACCGGAAAGUCUCCUGUAUCUGUUGGAACAACUUCAAAAAGAACUAUCAAUCCUUCUGCGCGAGGACGAUUAAAUAUAGAAGGAACAGCAAAGACAUUACCACAGCCUCGAAUGAAAAUAGAACAGUCUUCGCAAAUUAAAAUGCAUAAUGUAACUAAAUCGCCUCCAGUAAAACAUAUUACAACUCCUCGACAUACAACGGAAGCUUUAAAAAGCAGUAUUUCUAGCAACAACUUAACAAGAGAUUGGUCUAACAAAAUGCACCUGAUACAAUAUCUGGAAAGAAUGGGUCAAUCCUCUUCAAGCAUUAAUGUAUCCUCUUUAUUUAGAUGGCCACAUAUAUGUGAUCUUGAACAUAAGGAAUUUAUAUCUCAAUAUUGUACAUGUUACAAUAUAAGUCCGCAACACUCGUAUCCUAGAAGUGAACUAAAGCAAGAUAUUCUCAAAAAUAUCCUAUCUGCAGAUCCUUACUCGCAAAAAGCUUCUACUAACAUUGUUGUCGGUGAUAAAACCCCAGUCAUUACAAACUUUCCCAUGAAUUAUAAUAACUCUUGUUGGGCUUCUAGUUCUGUGCAUGAGAGACCUGUAACGCUGUCAGACAACGAGUUCCUAGUGGAUGCAGGUAUUAGAAUACCAAAACUUUCUUCGCCCAAAAAUACACCAAAGUGUCCAAUGGAAAAUUUAGAAGUAGCCAUUACCAGACUUAGAAGAGACUGUGAACAAGCUUGGAGAAGCAGUAGUGCAAGUUAUAAAGGAAUAGAAUCUAAAAGACAUUCUUCCAUUGAAUAUGAGGACCAUACCAAACACAUCGCAAAUACAGCUGAUCAAUUGAAAACUAUACGUUCUAUGGAUUAUGAAGAAGGUUUAAGGCACCGAAAUAUGUUAAAGGAAAAUUCCAAUGAUCAAUUGAUCGUUAAUUCGGAAUCCAGAACUGAAAGAUAUUCAGUAUUUCGUCGUAAUAAACUAAGAUUUGGAUUUGACGCAAAUCAAGGAAGAUCCGUAGACGACAAAGUGAAGAGAAAUUCUUUAAUAUUAGACAAAGAUAAAACAAAAAUUACCCAACCUAAAUAUGGAAUAGAAAAUCUUAAACGACAUUCUAUGAAUUCUGGUUUGAAGCAUCCAGAUUAUUCUAAGGACUCUAAACUAAAGUUCAAACGACAUAGUCUAGAUAUGACAGAUUAUUUCGGUCGAAAUUUAAGGCGAUAUUCGACUUUGGAUGUAAAUCAUAAUCAGGGAGUUAGUAAAAUUCCCCUAAGAGAUGUUGUAGUAUCAGGUAGUAGAACAGCACCAGCUACUAGGGCUUCCAGUCCCGUUUGUUUAGGAUCCAUAAUCAGAUUUAAUAGUGAAGAAAUUGAAGAUGUUCCCAGUUCUACUACCGAAAGACAUUUAACAAGAAGUUUGAGUAAUGAACAGCUCAAUAAAAUACGUCGUAUACUUGUACUUUCACGCAAUACACCAAGUAAUACAACUGGAAGUCCAAGAAGUAGAGAUAGUAAAUUACCAGUACGUUUAGUCAAGAAAAAAAUGUAAAAUCUAUUGCAUAGUUAUAAUUAGGGACCUCAAAAGCAUUUCAUAUAAUGCACACACACAAAUUUCUACCUACUAAUAUCCUAUUUUCAUCAUCAAAAUAUUCAAUCAAAAUAACUCUUUGAAUAAGAUAUAUUCAUACUAAAUUUCACAUUAAUUUCACUGAAAAAAAAAAAAAAAAUAACAUUAUUGUGUAGCUUUAUAAUUUUAUGCAAAUUCCUUAGACAAAUAUUUAUUUUAUAGCAAAUGUCUAGAUGUCACUUGCAAUAGAUAUAUAUAUAUAGUAGUAUUUUUAUGCAGUCAAAGAGUAAUCUAUGCAUUAUUUUUGCUUUUUUUUUCUUAUAACGAUUUAUAAAAAAAAAAAAAAAAUAACAAAUGUGUACAUAUCCAAUAUGUAUUAUUUUUUAUUAUUUCUGAUAGUUAGUGAAGACAUGUAUACUUGCGUCUGUAAACAUAAAUUUGUACGUAAAACAUAUAAGGAGAAAAUAUUUUUCAAAUUUAGCAUAAUACUUUCAUAAGCAGGAAAAUAUUUUUUAUCUAUAAUGCAAUUAAGAUAUAUUUUUAAAAUGACAUAAUUUUUUUAAAUUUAAUUUUCAGUAACAUUAUGAUGCAUUAUUUUAACGUAUGAGUAUAACAUUUAUUUUUUAUCUUUCAAAGUACUUAGUUUUAAUAAUUAUACUGUUUGUUAACUUUAACAAGACUAACACAUAAAAUUAUUCUUUUUAAAUAGUAAUAGUUAAAGAAGAUAUGCUAUCACAUUGAACAAAUAGAAAUUGGGGUGCCUGCUUAUGUCGUAAGACUGUAUGAUGUUAAAUUUAAUGAUUGAAAAAUUUGAUGAAAGAA